AACUUAUACGAGAGCGUUACAGUUAUUGAAUUGGUGAUAUAACUUCAGUGGAAUAACUUCAUGCAAUCAUUUGGAAAGUUAUAUUAAGCCAUUGGUGAUAUAAGUGUACUGGAGUAAAUGUCUUUCCGGAGUAUAGUCCGCGAUGUGAGAGAUGGGUUUGGGAGUUUAUCAAGGCGAAGUUUUGAGGUGAGGCUGCCCGGCCAUCAUCAUAGGGGAAAAUCACAUGGCUCAGUGCACGAGUUGCAUGACCAGCCCAUAGUCAUCCAAAACAGCCGUUGGGCAGGCCUCCCACCUGAGCUUUUGCGUGAUGUGAUCAAGAGAUUGGAGGCAAGUGAGAGUACGUGGCCUGCUCGCAAACAUGUUGUUGCAUGUGCUGCCGUGUGUAGGUCAUGGAGGGAAAUGUGCAAAGAAAUUGUCAGAAGCCCUGAAUUCUGUGGGAAGAUUACCUUUCCGGUUUCCCUGAAGCAGCCAGGGCCCAGGGAUGGGGCUAUUCAGUGCUUCAUUAAGAGGGAUAAAUCUAAUUUGACUUACCAUCUUUUCCUUUGCCUUAGCCCUGCUUUGCUUGUUGAAAAUGGCAAGUUUCUUCUUUCUGCAAAACGGACUCGGAGAACCACUUGCACAGAGUAUGUAAUCUCCAUGGAUGCCGAUAAUAUAUCAAGAUCAAGCAGUACUUACAUUGGAAAAUUGAGGUCAAAUUUUCUUGGCACAAAAUUCAUCAUUUAUGACACACAACCUCCUUACAACAAUGCCCAGCUUUCUCCACCUGGCCGAAGCCGCAGGUUCUAUUCCAAAAAGGUUUCACCAAAGGUUCCCACUGGUAGCUACAACAUUGCUCAGGUCACAUAUGAGCUGAACGUUUUAGGAACCAGGGGCCCUCGGAGGAUGCACUGCACCAUGCACUCAAUUCCAGCCUCAUCCCUUGAGCCUGGUGGUAGUGUCCCAGGCCAGGCAGAGCUUAAUCCACGCUCCCUUGAAGAUUCCUUCCGGAACUUCUCAAAAUCAAUAGAUAGUUCAACUGAGUUUAGUAGCUCCCGAUUUUCUGACAUUGUUGGCAUUCGUGAUGAUGACGAGGAGGGAAAGGAGCGACCUUUAGUUCUUCGGAACAAGGCUCCAAGAUGGCACGAGCAGCUCCAGUGUUGGUGCCUCAACUUUCGAGGAAGAGUGACUGUUGCUUCUGUCAAGAAUUUCCAAUUGAUUGCUGCAACGCAGCCUGCUGCUGGUGCACCGACACCAUCACAGCCACCCCAGUCGGAUCACGACAAGAUCAUUCUGCAAUUUGGUAAGGUUGGCAAGGAUAUGUUCACAAUGGACUACCGGUAUCCUUUAUCUGCAUUUCAGGCUUUCGCAAUCUGCUUGAGCAGUUUCGACACCAAAUUGGCAUGUGAAUAGAAGAAAAUAGAGAUUAUGGUAAGAAGUAGAAAAGUUUCGUUGGCCUUGCUUGUUUCUCUCUCUAGAAUCUAUAGAAUGUGUUUGUUUUAUGCAGUGUACAACUAAUAGUUGCACUAGCAAGUACAGGACAUCUGUGCUCAUUUGACAAGAAUUUUUUUCUUUUUCUUUUUCCCCUUUAAAUCCAUUUUCUAUGAUGCUCUGGAUGUUUCCAUUAUCAAAUGUUUUCUGUUCUCUAAACUCACUCCUUUAAUUUGAGCUGUAAAGAACAGUGUAAACUUCAAUUCAGUCUACUGGCUGCUAGUUUAGCCUUAAGACCCCAAUCAGUUACCUUUAAA
Pistacia vera is the source of this 1724-nucleotide messenger RNA. RefSeq names its product tubby-like F-box protein 8. Gene Ontology annotation, molecular function: protein binding. The record is from RefSeq and is a predicted model, not a curated record. NCBI's taxonomy places the organism in Eukaryota, Viridiplantae, Streptophyta, Magnoliopsida, Sapindales, Anacardiaceae. The coding region runs from base 118 to 1389 and encodes 423 amino acids. The transcript is spliced from 4 exons.